Penicillium alfredii is the source of this 378-nucleotide messenger RNA. RefSeq lists its product as uncharacterized. The coding region runs from base 1 to 378 and encodes 125 amino acids. Lineage: Eukaryota; Fungi; Ascomycota; Eurotiomycetes; Eurotiales; Aspergillaceae. The record is from RefSeq and is a predicted model, not a curated record. The transcript is spliced from 2 exons.
AUGGCAUCGACCAAGAACACCUCUCCCGACAUCGGCUACACUUUCCCUCCUUUUGAGAGCUGCCAUCUGUUCUAUGACAGCCCCAGGGUAGUCUAUGGGGAUUUUUCGAUUGCGAUGGAAAGAAAGAUGAACGCGGAAUUCCUGUCUGCUGACCUCAAAAAUCCAGCACUCAAUCUCUUGACACCUUCGGUGGUGCUAGAGGUGUCGAAGGAAGUCAAGUUCGGGCAACAUGUCCAGCUUUACUGGCUUAUGGAGAACCUCGAAUUCCCUGGGUUUGGCCGGAUCCCUAUUCACCAUCACGUCAAGGAUAUGACAUCUCAGCGCUUUAUUAGGCUAGAUGAUGAGAUCAGUGUCAAUAUGCAGAGCAGCUCGCAAUAG